Molecule: messenger RNA, 505 nt
Organism: Symbiodinium necroappetens
Lineage: Eukaryota; Dinophyceae; Suessiales; Symbiodiniaceae
Source: the annotation of a GenBank genome assembly
AUGGAUAGUGCGUCGCUUGUGCAGUUUGCGUCGGCGCUGCACGAGCAUGGAGACAGUAUGUCAGGCAGCCACACCUUUGUGAUGUACACCGUACCUGCCGAUGCUUUCUUGCAGAUGACAGAAGUCAAGAUGCACGAGGAGCUCGCAGACGCCGGUGUGCUUCAAGAGUUUGAAGAGAGCCUGGGAAAGGCAAUGUUCGUGUCGCACCAGUGGCUGAGUGACACCCAUCCUGACCCAGACUUCCAGCAGCUGAAAGUUCUGCAGGAUGCACUGAGGAAUAUCGUUGCCGGAACCAGCUCAAUUUCUCAAGCUCUGUUCUCAGAAGUUGUGUAUGGUCGAAGAAGAUGCCCUGCACCCGGCGACUUCGCAUCCGGCCAUCUCCACAUUUGGUAUGACUACUUUAGCGUCCCGCAAAGCCGCGAUCACCGCGCAUCUCAGGGCCGUCAGACAGCCAUUCAAAGCAUCCCAACAUAUGUGGCAAGAUGCGAGUUCUUUGAAGUGCUAU